Molecule: messenger RNA, 1539 nt
Organism: Peronospora matthiolae
Lineage: Eukaryota; Oomycota; Peronosporomycetes; Peronosporales; Peronosporaceae
Source: the annotation of a GenBank genome assembly
AUGCGACCGACCCCAGCGAUGAGUAAGGAGACGCUCGUGACUCUAGUGACCCGUCAAAUGGAUCGCAUUGCUCGCAAUUCGGACAAUUGGCAGGAGCGUCUCGCAGCCCUCAGCGAGAUGCAGCGCGCGUUCGAGCAGCUGGAGAGAGACGCCCCAGCUCCAGGAGCAAUAGCUGCCAGUCUGAGCACCGAAAUGUGGAAAACCCUGCGGCCGCUAAAAAGUUUGAUCCAAGACCUGCGCUCGCAGCUCGUCAAGGAGGUCUGCACGCUGCUUACGACCGUCUCGAGGGUCACAGGAGACGCCAUGGCUCCUUUUCUACGGGACGUGCUGCCCACGCUCGUAGAAGUGCGAGGCAGUGGGAACAAAGUCUGUGGCUCGUACUGCAGCGAGUGUCUUGACGCUCUCGUCACGCAGACGGUCGUGAAGGGCGCGACGCUGCGGCUCUUUGUGGACAUUUUGCUCGAGAGCAAGAACAAGCUCAUUCGUCUGUGCUGCAUCUCGUGUCUCCAUCGCGCACUUGUCACGUGGAGCCAGGGGAUGGACAAAGGUGACGUCCAGCAGCUGGAAAAGGGACUGCAGCACGCCUUGUACGACGCCAGCUCCUCGUGCCGCACGCAAGCGCACGAGCUCUUCAUUGCCUUCCACAAGGUCUUUCCCAAACGCGCACAAGUUGUCAUGAGCUUGGUCGACUACAAGAUUCUAAAACGACUCGAGGCACUGGUGUUGUCGGACGCGGGUGAGACGAUGAAAGGCGCAGACUCGGCGUCAAAUGCUAGCGUGGAUGAGGACCUCCUGUCGUCGGGACUGCUAGUGCAAUUGUCAACAGGUUCGACCUUGGACAUUGGUGAUCGUGUGUGCAUUUCGGAUCGAGAACUCUUUGGCUUUGUACGCUUUUUGGGCGAAAUCGUCGGCGCUAGAGGAGUCUGGGUGGGCGUUGAACUGGACGAACCUCACGGCAAGAACGAUGGCAGCGUCAAAGGAAGGUUCUACUUCCGUUGUAAACCAAAGCACGGCGUCUUCGCACGGCCACAUCAAGUUUUCCUGACAAUGUCAGGGUCCAAGUUUCAUGAACAUCAGCAGCAGCAGCAGAUCGAAAACAGGGAUCAAAUUGUCCAAGUGGCUUCGCCACUGGACGCUGUCGAGCUCGGCGGUGAGGCAGAAACUGACGAAAGUGCUAGACAACCUGCGACACCGGAGGGAGUAACAUCAAUAUCCCAAAGUGCUUCGCCACUGGAGGCUGUCCCUGCCUUAUCGUUGAACCCGCUCGCCCCAAGUGAUACGCCUGAGCCGUCCAAGCUGAGUUUAGUGCUGAACCAAGCCUCCGUAGCACACCGACGGUACUUGAAUCGCCUGCUCAUGCAUGUCCGCGCAGAGCUGGAGGAGCACGAGCGUUUUGAGAAUUGCGGAGCAACUGCUAGCUCGGCUGAUGCGGUCCAGUACCUCCAGCAACUUCAAAAUAGCGCCCAAGACAAAAUUGUGCUCUCCGAUGAGUUUGUCCAGCAAGUCAUUCGAGCCCAACAGGAUGCGCGGGAGUCAUAA